AUAUAUCCAUCGAUACAUAAACGAGGAAAUGACCGCUGCACCGUUGUAAACAAAAUUAAUGUUUAAACAGUGAAAGUGAUCCUAUUUAGAUAUGUCUAUUGGAAAUUAUUUUCUUCAGGAUAGUCAUCACAUCAUAAUGUGGUGGUUUGAGAUACUAUUGAACAAUAUUAUUAAGAAUGACAGAAAUAGUAUCCAAGAAUUUUGGUAAAGGGCAACCUUUUCAAAAAAGAGACAUGUCAGAUUCGUCGCAACAUCAAUAUAAUCAACCUCCUCCUGAUAUAAUGCCAAAGGGACUUGCAAUCAAUGGCAUAGGAGGAAGGUUACGCCAAUUAGAAUCCCUUUUUAUUGGUGGCCCUGUACAAGGAGAAGGAAGAGUAGGCCACACAUUUUCUAUUGAGACACUUAUUGAUAUUUUGCUUGUCUUAUAUGAUGAGUGUUGUAAUUCUUCCCUAAGGCGUGAAAAGACUGUCUCAGAUUUUAUUGAAUUUGUAAAACCAGUAGCUACUUGCAUUAAGAGUUUGCAAUUAGCACGAGAGGAUUUUGAAAUAGUAAAAGUUAUUGGUAGAGGUGCAUUUGGUGAAGUAUGUGUUGUAAGAAUGCGUGGUUCAGACAAAGUAUUUGCAAUGAAAAUUUUGAACAAAUGGGAAAUGUUAAAGCGUGCAGAAACUGCAUACUUCAGGGAAGAGAGAGAUGUACUGGUAUAUGGUGAUCGUAGGUGGAUCACAAAUCUUCAUUAUGCCUUUCAAGAUGACAAUAAUUUGUACUUGGUCAUGGAUUAUUAUUGUGGUGGAGAUCUCUUAACACUAUUGAGCAAAUUUGAAGAUCGCCUUCCUGAAGAUAUGGCACGUUUUUACAUAGCUGAAAUGGUUCUAGCUAUUGGGUCCAUACAUGACUUACGUUAUGUACACCGUGAUAUUAAACCUGAUAAUGUUUUGUUAGAUGCAAAUGGUCAUAUUAGAUUAGCAGAUUUUGGAUCUUGUUUACGAUUGUUUGAAGAUGGCACUGCACAAAGUAAUGUUGCUGUUGGUACACCAGACUAUAUUUCACCAGAAAUUUUAAGGGCAAUGGAAGAUGGACAAGGACAAUAUGGACCUGAAUGUGAUUGGUGGUCUUUAGGAGUAUGCAUGUAUGAAAUGUUAUAUGGAGAAACACCAUUUUAUGCAGAAUCUCUAGUCGAAACUUAUGGAAAAAUUAUGAACCAUAAGAAUUGCUUUGAUUUCCCAGCAGAUGAUAUGUAUGAAGUCUCUGAAGAAGCUAAGGACUUGAUGAGGAAAUUAAUAUGUAGUUCGGAAUUUAGAUUAGGUCAAAAUGGAAUUGAUGAUUUUAAGAAACAUCCGUGGUUUGAAGGAGUAAAUUGGGAAACUCUUAGAGACAGUACUGCACCUUAUAUACCUGAGGUUUCUUCACCAACUGACACAUCAAACUUCGAUGUUGAUGAUACAGAUGUUCGCAGUUCUGAUGCUGUUCCACCAGCAGCAAAUUCUGCCUUUUCUGCACUUCAUUUACCAUUUGUUGGUUUUACUUUUACUCAAGGAAGUUGCAUAUCUGAUCUGGGUUGCUUAUCUGUUAUAACUCAGAAGGAUAAACGAGUGCAAAUAUUAGAGGAAGAAAAUGCACAAUUAAUACAAGCACUUGAAGAUUUAAAAAAACAAAUUAGUCAUUCUCCUCCUGGAAUAUCACCAGAUUCUAAUAAUGCAACAAGAAAACUUCAGGAUGAAAUAAAUACACUUACUAAGCGCAACUGCGAAUUAGAAUCACAGUUGAAAUCUAUCGAGGUCCCUCGUGAAUUACGCAAUUUAGAUAACGGCGAUAUAACAAAAUUACGGGAAUUAGAAAAAUUAGUACGCUCUCUUCGAUCAGAAAAGGAAGAAGCUAUUAAAGAUAAAUUAGAUACUCAGGAGAAGCUCAAACUUCAAGAUAAAGAAUUGAAGGAUGCAUUAACACAGCGUAAACUAGCAAUGGCUGAAUAUACCGAAGUUACAGACAAAUUAUCAGAAUUAAGACAACAAAAACAGAAGUUAUCCAGGCAAGUUAGAGAUAAAGAAGAAGAAUUAGAAGUUGUAAUGCAGAAAGUUGACAGUUUACGACAUGACAUUAGAAAAGCAGAAAAGUUACGUAGGGAAUUAGAAAAUCGAGUUGAAGAGGCAAUGGCUGAAACGAGUAAAGAAAGAAAAUUAAGAGAACGCAGCGAAGAAUAUUGUAAACAAAUGCAAGAGGAAACAGAAAAAAUUAGACAAAGGUCUAUGGGAAAUGAUGCGAGUGCAAAUCAUGCAUUAGCGACGCAAGAAAUUAAUAGGUUAAAAGCAGAAGUUGAAAAACUCGAAGUUCAAUACAAUGAAAAUUUGAACCAGCAACAAAGUAGGUUUAAUCUUGAAAUUCGUAGUCUUCAAGAACAAUUGCACGAAGCUGAAACCAGGAGAGAUUUAUUGGAAAGAGAAGUUCAAUUAACGAAAGAAAAACUAGAUAAUGCAAGAUUAGAAAAUAUUACCGAUAGUGAGGAAACUAUAAAUGAAUUAAACAGACAUCACGAAAGAGAAAAAAUUAUGCUAGUCGAAGAAAACAAAAAACUUAUGUUAGAACUUAACACUCUUACCGAUAGUGUUAAUAGAAUACAAGGUGAAAGGCGACAAUUAGAAGAAGAAUAUGAAGAAUUAAGAAACAAAAAGGAAGCUAUUGCACAAUGGGAAGCUCAGAUUACUGAAAUUAUUCAAUGGGUAUCUGAUGAAAAAGAUGCUAGAGGAUACUUGCAGGCACUGGCUACAAAAAUGACAGAAGAAUUAGAAUUUUUAAAACAUUCUGGUGGUGUAGGUGGAGUAGGAAGUGGUUCUACAAUGGCAGAUAAAAAUUGGCGAAAUCGUAGAUCACAGAAGCUUGAUAAAAUGGAACUUUUGAACUUACAAAGUUCUUUACAAAGUGAAAUACAAGCUAAGCAGGCAAUAUCUGAAGAACUUACAAAGACACGUUCAGAUUUAAUUGCUGCUCAAAAACUACAAAGUGCCUCUGUUUAUUGGCGUAACGAGCUGUGUCUGGGGCCUCUUGUUGCUCAUCUUCAAACUGUAUUUGUGACAGCUGUCCUAUCCAGCAAAACGUCAAGACAAUCUCCAAACAUCGUUAGCACCAAACCCCAACGUAUCAUCGUACAUCAGCCGUCAUCACCCCUACCAGUAAUGCGUGCAUCCCGCGUCACGACAUGUCGCUUAUUAACUAGAUUCGUUCCCGUCAACACAUUCAUCAGUCAGAAUGCCGUCGCCAUCGUAUCGCCACCCGUUUUAGAACGCCCUACAUCUCAAAUGUCAUAUUUGGAACAUUUCCUGAAAGAAACUGCAAGCAGUACACGUCACGGAAGUGCAGACAGUGUAGAAGCCGAUAUUGAAGAUAAUCGAGCACCAAGUAUUUCCAGCAGUAAAAGCAACUUAUCUGAACUCAGUAUUGAUCCUACAUCCCCAUUAUCUCAUGAGCUUCUCAAUAAAUCAUCAACAUCUCAUGGACAAACCAAUCUUCAACCAAAACCAAAAUCUCAUCAAUUUCUAGUAAGAACAUUUUCAGCUCCUACGAAAUGUAAUCAUUGUACUUCACUGAUGGUAGGUUUAACCAGGCAAGGAGUUGUAUGUGAAGUUUGUGGUUUUGCAUGUCAUAUGCCCUGUUGUGAUAAAGUUCCAUCAAUGUGUCCUGUGCCACAUGAUCAAACAAAACGACCAUUAGGUAUUGAUCCUACACGAGGAAUAGGUACGGCUUAUGAAGGAUAUGUUAAAGUGCCAAAAAUGGGUGGAGUAAAAAAGGGUUGGGUUCGUCAAUUUGUGGUGGUCUGCGACUUCAAAUUAUUUCUUUAUGAUAUUUCACCAGAUCGUAAUGCAUUACCAUCUGUUUAUGUAUCUCAAGUCUUAGACAUGCGGGACGAAGAAUUUAAUGUUAGUUCUGUUAGAGAUUCGGAUGUUAUACAUGCUACAAAGAAAGAUAUUCCAUGCAUAUUUAGGAUAUUUAGAGCAAAAGAAUUAUUAGAUAAUACAUUGGCGCUAAUUAAAAAUGUGAUGUCAGGAGCAAUUAUUGAUCCAGAUCGUCUAGUCAUUGGCACAGAAGAAGGUCUCUUCUGUUUAGAUUUAGAUCGUAGCGAAAUUGCAAGAGUAGGAGAAGGCAAGAAAAUAUAUUUACUGGAAUACGUAACAGAAGAACAAUUAAUAGUAGUUUUAAGUGGAAAACAACGUCAUGUACGGCUGGUUCCAGUACGUGCAUUGGAUGGAGAUGAAGUUGAAUGGAUUAAAGUCGCAGAAACUAAAGGAUGUAUAACUUUAACGACCGGAAUAGCCCAUCGCAGUCCAUUAACUUAUUGUUUGUGUGUCGCCAUAAAGAAGCAAAAUGCAUCACAAGUCAUUAUUUAUGAAAUUACGCGUACAAAAACACGUCAUAAACGUAUGCGUGAAUUGAUGUUAUCGUGCCACGCACAAACUUUACAAAUUCUUUCUGAAGCAUUGGUCCAUUCUGAAAAUACACUCUUAGGCUUUCUUACAUACAGUGCUGUGGAUGCUUUACGGUGUAUCGAAUUGCCACGUGGUGAAUUCUUAUUAGUCUUCCAUACAUUAGCAGUUUAUGUCGACAGCCAAGGCAGAAAAAGUAGAGAUCGUGAAAUUAUGUAUCCUGCUGUUCCUACGGCAGUUAGUUAUUGUGAGGGCUAUUUAUUAGUUUAUAGCGAAACUCACAUUGAUGUGUUUGGCUGUACAACUGGAGAUUGGUUGCAGACACUUAAUGUGAAACGAGCACGACCACUAAAUACGUCAGGUUCUUUAACGUCCUGUGUCAUUAAUGAUAUGCCACAUGUUAUUUUUUUGAGCAAUUUACAUCAACGAGAAUUACUUAAUUUAACACCGCUAGAUGCAAGUGGUAGACAAAUGACAAAACCUCGAAGAAGAUUUUCAUUGAGAGAAGGAAAUAGAGCUGUUCGUCCUACUGAUAGACGUUCCAAAAUGAUAUCUGCUCCGACGAAUUUUAAUCAUAUCAGUCACAUGGGUCCAGGUAAUGGAAUACAGUUGUAUAGUCCGGCAAUUCAAACAUCGAGUAAACCAGCGCCACUGCCGCCUAGGCACCCACCUUCUGAUACACGACGUCUUAGUUCUCAUAUAUCCAGAAAUUCCGGAUACUCACCGCAUAACGGUUCAUCACGCAGAGGACCAGCACCGCCACGACCGACUGCUACUCCACCUUCGUUACCACGUACUCCUGUGGACCAAGUUGAUUCGGAAUCUGUGCAUCUACGAUCGCAUACUCCACUUUCUCUUGGUAGCAUUGCAUCAUUACACGACAAGGAACAUACCUCUGGUGGAAGUCCUAGACAUUCAAUAGCUUCAAACAACAGUUCAAAUCCAUCGACGCCUCCAAGUCCUGCUCAUGAUCAUGGUUCAUCUUCAUAUGAUUCAUAAAAAUUAAUUUAACACCUUUCCUAACAUUAACAACGUACUGUAAUCACAUGUAUUAUCUGAACAAUAGGAUUACAGUAUCUAUGAGAACAUUUUUACACAAAAUGAUAUCCGUAUUUGAUUUUUAGCUGGAAAGUUCGUAUUUAUUUCUUUUCUCUUUUUUCUUUUUUAAUUUUGUGCAAUACAUUUUUCUAACCAUUACAUUACAUUAAUUGUAUUACAAACGUCUAACAAAAGGCAUAAUACUCGUAUGUACAAAUGAAUUAAGAAGUUGCACGUUUUAAUUACUUAAUACAAUAUAAAAGUUUCCAGAAUAUAUUAACAUUAAUUUUGGUACUAUAUUGCAACGACUUUUUGAUUUUCAUAAACUUAUAUAUAAUAUGUUAUAUACUUAAUAAGACAGUUUACAGUUAAUGUAAUGAUAAAUUAUUGUAAAUAAUUUAUAUUUGGAAAUUAUUGUAUCAAUUUUACGAUGCCAUAUAUCAUCGAAGUAGGUAUCAUUUUGAUAUUUUUCUUUUUUUUUUCUCGGAGUUUUAAUGCG
Messenger RNA from Heterotrigona itama, 5949 nucleotides. Lineage: Eukaryota; Metazoa; Arthropoda; Insecta; Hymenoptera; Apidae. The record is from the annotation of a GenBank genome assembly.